GGCCUAGUCUUGCCAAACGUUUCAAGACGAAGAGUGCACAGGUUGAAUGGUCAGAAUUUUGCUAACGCUAGUGUACAUAUUGUUUAAUACGGGAGUUUAACCCUGAUUAGUUACGGUUAUUCUACCUAAGUGGCAUGGCUAGCAGGAUGACCAUUAAAAUCAUUUAGUUCCUUGAGCAACGGUAAAGUCGUAGGUUCUGUUAGAACACGGAACAAACGACAAAUAUGGAGUAAGUCUGGCUAAAAACUCCGCGAACCCAAGGAAGGAUACGUGAGAGGUUGCUGGUUUCAACUGGUCAAGGCAAGGGAUCAAGGGUAGAGCAUCAUUCACCGAAGGACUUCCGAGGACUAGCCCAGGUAUCAGACCACCGGACUCUGGAUCAUCGCCCUGACUGUUCAAGGCAUCCAAACAAAGACGAGGGACUGCAAUCAUCGGAGGCUUUCAAAAAACGGAUGAACGUUCAGGAUUAAUUAAAACCCGACUCUAGAGAGGGAUUCGUGGAAUUUAUUAGGAUAAGACCGCUGCGCCAUCAGUAGUUGUUUACUUUGUCUUUCCGAACUUGCUCAUCAGACAUGACGGACGAGAACGUUAUCACAAUCAAGGACCGGAAGUUGUUCUACGACCCGUACAAUCGGGGGUACUACUUCGAGAGCAAGAUCGAGUGUCUGGAAAGGGCCACAUCGAACAGAUACAAGAAGGCGGACGCGUUGAAUAAAAACAUUUUGCUUCAGAGACAAUCAUUUAACCGCCACAUUGACCAAGCUGAGCAUAUAUUUACUGCGAAGUGUACGCGAGAGAUUGGGGAACUGCGGGAGUCGCUGCGAGGUCAUGUGGCCUACCGGAAGGUGUUGAACCAGGCUGCGAAAGACUUCGAGUUGAGUCCCAAGAAUCAACCGCAAGGGAAGUACGGCACGUACGGGCCUGAUGGGUACCAGAAGGAGGUCAUGCCGCAGUUAGAGGCGGAGUUGAAACAGAUGAAUCCCGAAACGCGACGCCGGAAGGAAGUCAAACGGUUGUUACGACAACGGAAGAAACCGGAAGUGUUUGAUAGAACAUUGUCGGACGAUAUGUUCCUUUCUGCAAAGAAAAGCAACAGAUCUAUUUCACAUUUACCCGAUUCUGGCGAUAUGACUGAUGCUUCAGGUUUCGAUGGAAAUAUGCUAAUAGUGGAUCAGAGUACGAAACAUGAUCUGGACGAACAGGAUAAUUUUCAAAGAUAUUUAGACACUGAUGAACGCGGAAAACAUGGGAAAUUGGUGCUGCCCCCUAUUCAGGCCUCCAUGUCUCCUACAAAAUCUAAAUCUCUGCGCAGUGCGUCGAGUGAAAAGGACUCGAACGUGACACUUCCGUCUGUGUUUGUGACAGAGUUUGUCAAACCCGAGAAUGAAACAGAUGAGUUUGUGUUAGAGGACGAUGUCGUUGAGAACGAACUGGAUAUUCUAGACUAGUAUUGCCUCAGCAUAAGGUUAUCCCCACACCACUACCCCGCUCCACUCCACUCCCCAAGUCCGAUAUCAGAAAACGGAGUAAGAACGAAAUGGUUAAAUGAACCUAGGCUUUCCAACCUCUGUUUUUUUGCCUGUCGUUCGUAUUUGACUUAACGGCCAACAUAAACAGCCUCUAUGGUAUUCUUUCCAUUGAUUUUCAUUCCCUUCCUCAAGUUUUUCAGUGUGUAAGAUCACUUCUGUCUUAGAUUUUGGUCGCCAAUGUUCAGAAUCAACGAUGUUUGUGUAAUACGACCUUUUCAAGACAUGUCCCCGUUUUUCUUGCCAUUCGUAAGGCGUUUGUAUUGGUUUCUUACCAAGGUGGCAGAGACUAUUUUCCAUACAUGUUCCCGUCUUAUUGAUCAUUUCACAAAUAUUCCUCUUAUUGCUACAACUAUUAUUACACAUGAAGUCUACAAUGAUCAUCCACUUUAAAACAAAUAUCCCAUGGUAUUGAUACCUCAAAAUAAAAUAUUGUUUGCUGAAAUAAAGUACAUAAAUUGAGUUUGCUUAACGUCUCUCAAUUCCUUCAGGCGCAA
This is a messenger RNA of Lineus longissimus, 2023 nucleotides long. RefSeq lists its product as uncharacterized. NCBI's taxonomy places the organism in Eukaryota, Metazoa, Nemertea, Pilidiophora, Heteronemertea, Lineidae. The record is from RefSeq and is a predicted model, not a curated record. The coding region runs from base 573 to 1448 and encodes 291 amino acids. The transcript is spliced from 2 exons.